UCAAUGAUCUCGAUGAAACAUAUAGAAUUUUGAGAUAUAAGAAUUAUUCAGAUGAGGCUCAAAGACAUUCUAUUGGCCAUGAACGUGAUACUGAUAGUUAUUUGAGAGGCCCACCUGGUGUAGUAUUGGAGACUGUCACUGCGACUAGAUAUAUUGAUUUAAAUAGUACAAAUCCUCAAGCUAUAGCAUCCACAAUGAAUGCUAU
Messenger RNA from Acaulospora colombiana, 205 nucleotides. NCBI's taxonomy places the organism in Eukaryota, Fungi, Glomeromycota, Glomeromycetes, Diversisporales, Acaulosporaceae. The record is from the annotation of a GenBank genome assembly.